UUUGUUGUUAACUAAAAGUAAAUGACCUACAAGUACAAGCACCCGUUAGAAGUGUCCUGCGACCUAAAACUAGUCAGAGGUCCGAUCACGGAAAAUUUGUACUGUGAACGGCAACGUAGGCGACGGCGGCGGCGGCGGCAGCAGCAGCAGCGCCACUGACGAGCGCGGCCAGUCUCCGUCCUCGUCCACUUCUCCUCCGGCGUGUCCUCCCACUCUGCUCGAAUUGAGCCUUCUCUUCUCUCUGAGGGAGGACGACGACAGAGCCUUCGAAUUCAAAUUCUCUCAGUCUCCGUCUGCAAGCAAUUCAAACGGAUGAUGUCCGACUCAAGAGCGCUGGUGGUUCUGGAUGACAACCAAGUCCCCAAGGAUGAAGCGCCUAACGGGGGCCAGUCCGCCGAAGAGUUGAUACUCUACGGCUCUAAGAAACUUCAAGAUGAUCUAGAGUCGCUGGGCCUGAGAAUCAAGCAGCACGAGGAGAACAUAAGGUCCCUCAAGGCUCAGAAAUCCAAACUAGAUGAUGCUAUUCUCGAUAAGCAAGUUCUAUUGGGCAACUAUCAUUCUCGAGCCGAAUCUAAGAUUUCAGAUGGUGGCGUUUUCCAACCUCCGAGUGAGGACGGCACAGUUGACCAGGUUCUUCGCCAUGAAAAACCGGCUGCUGGCCUUAUAUGCCAGCUGGAGGCCGAGGAAGUAGGCGAACCUUGUCAUCGAGUGAUGGUCAAGGAUGUGCUCGGGGUUGUUGCUGCUCUAGGCAAAGUUGUGGAUGCUACCCUUGGCAGCUUUCUUGCGGAGUAUUUGGGGGCAGAUACCAUGCUGGCAGUCGUUUGCAAGACUUAUGAAGGUGUCAAGGCUCUGGAAACUUAUGAUAGUGAAGGAUGUAUAGAUAAAAGUUCUGGUCUUCAUGGGCUUGGAGCUUCUGUUGGAAGGCCCAUAAAUGGAAGAUUUAUGGUGAUCUGCUUGGAGAACUUAAGACCAUACACUGGAGACUUUGUAUAUGAUGACCCGCAAAGAAAACUUAAUCUUUUGAAGCCGCGGCUACCUGAUGGGCAGUGCCCGGCUGGUUUCCUUGGUUUUGCUGUAAAUAUGAUCGAAAUGGAAGCAACCCAUUUGCAAUACUUGACAGAAUAUGGCCAUGGCCUUCGGGAGACUUUGUUCUAUCAUCUUUUCCGCCGGACUCAAGUUUAUAAAACAAGGGCAGAGAUGAUGAACGCUCUCCCUUUUAUAAAUGAUGGAGCUAUUUCCUUAGAUGGUGGGGUGAUUAGGGGUCCUGGUGUGUAUCCCCUCGGUGCCCAGGAAGAUGUGCCUGUGCGGUUUUCAAUUGCCUCCGGCUCUAAAUAUCCUGUCCACUACUACGAAACGGAGAAAGAGAUGAAGGACUUGAAAUGGAAAAGAGAGAAACUCCUAGAAGAUGUACAAAGAGAAAGGCAACUUUUAGAUCAUGCAAAGCUGCAUUUUGAGCGGAAGAAACAAGAAUUUGUCAAGUUCCUGGCCCACAGCUCUACUUAUGCUGCUGCUCAGCAACAAGUUCAGAUGGGAAGAGAUCCGUUAACCCCAAGGUGUUCUCCUGCUCCAAAUAAUGGUACUUAAAACCAACCAGAGGCCAAGACUGCAAUCAGUUUCUCAGUUUGGUAAGUCGACCUAGGGUUUCAGCAGCAAUGUUUUUUGGGCCCGCUGAUAGAUAACUUUAUAACUAGUGAUAUCCGAUGCUCCGCUAAAUGUGUAUUCUGGGGACUUUCCUGUUGGUUGGCUUAUCAGUGGGGGGGCAUUGUACGCGGAUAGCUACAAAUAGUUUGGAGCCAGUCUCUGUUGGACCAAAAACACAUCACCCUGUUUAUUCUCUUGUUCCCUUUUCGGCACGUCGUGGGGAGAUAAAUGCACCUUAAUAUCGAUGUAAAACCUUCAAUAGAAUUAGCGGUUUAAUUUUUCACUUAAUUUUUUUGGGAGUAA
This is a messenger RNA of Punica granatum (pomegranate), 1944 nucleotides long. Lineage: Eukaryota; Viridiplantae; Streptophyta; Magnoliopsida; Myrtales; Lythraceae. The record is from RefSeq and is a predicted model, not a curated record.